Molecule: messenger RNA, 1533 nt
Organism: Schistocerca americana (American grasshopper)
Lineage: Eukaryota; Metazoa; Arthropoda; Insecta; Orthoptera; Acrididae
Product: integumentary mucin C.1-like
Exons: 5
Coding region: 45-1436 (463 amino acids)
Biological process (GO): proteasome-mediated ubiquitin-dependent protein catabolic process; regulation of proteolysis
Cellular component (GO): cytoplasm
Molecular function (GO): ubiquitin protein ligase binding
Source: RefSeq, a predicted model, not a curated record
UCACUCUGCUCCGGUCCGCCUACACUCUACAGGAAUCGGCCACAAUGGAAGCAAUUAAGGAUAUCACGGAGACGGCGGCCGUGGACCUGGGGGACCUGCUGGACGCCGGGGACUGCGCUGUGGUGACGCUGACGGCGGGCGACACGCGGCUGUUGGCGCACAGGGCCGUCCUGGCGGACAGGAGCCCUGUGUUCGCCGCCAUGUUCGCCCACGACACCCUCGAGGCCAGCAGCGGCGCGGUGAGGAUCCCAGACGUGGGGGGCCCGGUGCUGAGGCAGCUGGUCUCGUACCUGUACACCCUGCAGGCCCCCCAGCUGCCCGGCGCGGCCCCCCAGCUGCUGGCCGCAGCGGAUAAGUACGGGGUGUCGGGGCUGAAGGCGGAGUGUGAGAGGCAGGUGGCCGCUCAGCUGACUGUUGAGACCGCGGCAGCCGCAGCCGUCCUCGCAGUCCGCCACUCCUGCAGUGACCUCAGGCGCACCGCCAUCGAAUUUAUUAAGACUCGUACCCACGAGGUGAUGGCCACUCAGGGGUGGACAGAUGCGAUGCUUCAUCAACCAAAAGACUUGAUCAAAGUGAGCCGGUUGCUGUAUGAUCCACCACCACGAACCAGCGCACCAGCCGCCACCAUCACCACUGCCGCCACCACCACGUCCAGCACACCCAGCCAGCCACCUGCUGCUGCUGCACCACCCACGCCUCCUCCACCUGGACAAGUCACUGUCUCUCGCACGCGCCCACCAGCUGCUACACAGCUGGGGUCCACCACCACCACCGCCACUGCCGCCGCCACCACCACCACCACCAGCACCACCACCACAGCUGCCAUCAGCACCACCACCACCACCACCACCGCCACCAGUAGCACUGUGAGCACAACCCGCCAGAGGUCUUCUGCUACUGUGCUGCCCACAACUCCACCACCUAAUGAAGCCACUGUCUCUCUCAUGCGAAGACUUCCUGCAGAGGAGAGAGGCAGGAGGCUGAUCCAGGCGGCUGUGCAGGGGUUAGUGGGGGAGCUGAGGGCGCUGCUUGCCGCAGGGACCGACGUGGGGGCUAGAGGCGGGUGGGGCUGGACUGCCCUGCACUGGGCGGCAGUUAGGGGUGACGUCGAGGUGGCGAGGCUGCUGGUGGAGGCGGGGGCGGAUGUGAACGCUAGGGAGAGCAGCAGGGAGCAGAUGAUGCCUCUGCACCUGGCUGCAGAGCGGGGCGGCGCCGCUGUGGCGCGGCUGCUCUUGCAGGCGAACGCCGACCCCAAUGUAAGGGAUAGCGAUGGGUGGACGCCGCUGCACUGGGCGGCAUACAGUGGCCAAGCGGAAGUGGCGGCCGCGCUGCUCGAGGCAGGGGCCGACACGGGGGCCGCAGCUGGUAAUGGGCGGACAGUGUUGGACAUCGCCAGGCAGAACGACGACAGGCGGCUGAUAGAGAUGCUGUCAUGAGGCAGCCAGCCCAACAAACUUACCACAAGAGAAAGAACUGAAACUGCUUCUCUACUAAUAAUAUGCAUCCUUAAAUAAACAAUAUUCCAAAACUCAA